AUGGCUUUAUAUUUUUUGGGAUGGGAGUUGGAGCUUCUAGAAGAAAGAGUUAGGACAGUUGAGAGGCGGUUGGAAAGAAGAAUGUUACGUGACACAAAAAAUGCUUACGAACUUCCAAGGAAUGAGUUCAUGGAUAUCUUUCGUUUAAGUCCGGAAUUAUCAAUGGACUUAACUAAUACCCUUCGUCCAUUUCUUCAACGCGAGCGCAACUCUGGAAUUCCAGUAGAAAUCCAGGUAUUAGUUGCAGUUUACUUUUAUGCCAAGGGUAGCUAUCAACGUGCUACGGGUGAUCAUUUCGAUUUAAAUGUAAGUCAGCCAUCAGUGAGUAGAUGUCUUCAUGCUAUCACCGACGCUAUUAACAAUAAUCUCUUGAGACAAUGGGUACGAUUUCCUAUGACAAAUUUAGAAAGGAAUAAUGCUCGUGAAGAAUUUUGUAAUGCACCACAGCCGUUUGAAGGUGCCAUUGGUGCUAUCGAUUGCACUUACAUAAAUAUUCUAGCCCCUAAAGACCAUGAAGAAGCUUUUGUUAACCAUCAUGGGAAUCAUUCAUUGAAUGUCCAAGCCGUAGUUAGCCCUAAACUAAAAAUACUUAAUAUAAAUGCCAGAUAUCCAGGAGCCAGGAAUGACUCUUAUAUAUGGAGCACUUCACCUAUCCGACGUGCGAUGGAAUUCCAUUAUAAUAAGGGUGAACGCCAUACUUGGCUUAUUGGUGAUUCUGGCUAUCCAUUAGAGCCUUGGCUUAUGACUCCACUGCCACAUUAUAGAGAGGGCACAAGGCAGUUAAAAUAUACAAUGAAACACUGUAAAGCCAGAAAUGUUGUAGAGAGAUUCUUUGGAGUUUUCAAAAGUGUUUGGAGAUGUCUGUCCUAUCAGCGUGUAUUAAUGUAUGCACCCGAUAUGGCUGGUAAAAUUGUUAACGCUUGUGCCGUCCUUCAUAAUAUGCGCAUCCAUUACCGUAUCCCUAUAGAUGUUGAAAAUAUUGAAAAUGGAAACAAUGAUGAAUAUGCUAUUAGGAAUUUUCAACAAAAUGAAGAUGAAAUAGCAGAGAGUCCUAGAGACCUAGAGCUGUUGCAAUGCAAAUUCAAAAACAAAUACUCCAAAAUUGGUUCCAUGGAUACAUUGAUGGUGAUGCUUAAACAUAAUAAACAGAAAAUAACAAAACAAAUAAAUUUAUAUUUAUCUUUAAAAAUGUGUAACAAACUCAAAAUAGUUGUAUGCUUUGUAUAA
Macrosiphum euphorbiae (potato aphid) is the source of this 1227-nucleotide messenger RNA. The record is from the annotation of a GenBank genome assembly. Lineage: Eukaryota; Metazoa; Arthropoda; Insecta; Hemiptera; Aphididae.